This is a messenger RNA of Ilyonectria robusta, 2490 nucleotides long. RefSeq names its product glycoside hydrolase superfamily. Gene Ontology annotation, biological process: glucan catabolic process. The coding region runs from base 1 to 2490 and encodes 829 amino acids. Gene Ontology annotation, molecular function: beta-glucosidase activity. The record is from RefSeq and is a predicted model, not a curated record. NCBI's taxonomy places the organism in Eukaryota, Fungi, Ascomycota, Sordariomycetes, Hypocreales, Nectriaceae. The transcript has 6 exons.
AUGGCGGAUAUCAAUGUUAAAGCCGUGCUCGCAAAGCUAAAUACCAGCGAGAAGAUUGACCUCUUGUCAGGAAUCGACUUCUGGCAUACCAAGGGCUUCCCUGAACAUGGCGUUCCCUCUCUCCGGCUCUCCGAUGGCCCCAAUGGCGUCCGCGGCACCAAGAAUCUUGCCGGUGUGCCCGCUGCCUGUUUCCCAUGCGGCACCGCCUUGGGCGCAACCUUUUCCGUACCGCUGCUCGAAGAAGCCGGUCGUCUUAUGGGUCACGAAUCCAUUGCAAAAGGCGCCCAUAUCCUGCUAGGGCCCUGUAUCAACAUGCAGCGCUCGCCACUCGGCGGACGCGGUUUCGAGUCGCUCUCGGAGGACCCCGUAGUGGCAGGACUUGGGGCUGCGGCUAUGAUUCGAGGCAUCCAGAAAACGGGCGUAGUAGCUACGAUCAAGCACUUUGUAUGCAACGACCAGGAACACGAGCGUGGACUGUACGACGCUGUCAUUACGGAGAGGGCGUUGAGGGAGAUUUACCUGCGGCCGUUCCAGAUUGCGCUCAAGGAGGGAGGCAAGGGCGGACCCGGGGCGGUCAUGACGGCGUACAACAAGUUGAACGGAAGACAUGUCAGCGAGCAUAAGAUUUUGUCCGAGGUGUUGAGGGGAGAGUGGGGAUGGGAGGGCCUGGUGAUGAGCGACUGGUUCGGCACCUACUCAACCUCCGGCUCGAUAAAUGCUGGCCUCGACCUUGAGAUGCCCGGCCCUACUCGCUGGCGGGGUGGGAACCUCCUCCACGCUUUGCGUUCCAACAAAGUGUCAUAUAAGACGCUGGACGAGCGGGCGGAGGAGGUCCUGAGGGUCGUGAAACGAUGUGCAGCAUCCAACAUUCCGGAGAACGCUCCAGAGGGGACGAUUGACACGCCAGAAACGGCAGCGCUCUUGCGAAAGUUGGCGGGCGAGUCUAUUGUGUUGAUGAAGAAUGAAAAGGAGGUUUUGCCCCUUGCGAAGGAUAAAUCUGCAAGUUCUCCCACCCUGACGGUGAUCAUUGGCCCAAAUGCAAAGGUCUCGGUAUUUUGCGGAGGUGGCUCGUCGUCCCUAAACCCAUACUACGCCGUCUCGCCAUUCGACGGAAUCAGCAAUUGUCUCUCGACUGAGCCCCAAUACACCGUAGGCUGCUACGCCCACAAGGAACUCCCUAUCCUCGGCCCAUCCCUCACCACCACAAAAUCUGGCAGCACCCCUGGUGUCACGUUCAGGUCGUACACUGAGCCUCCCAGCGUCGAGAACCGCAAGGCUGUCGAUGAGAUCAGCCUCACAAAAACCGACAUGCUCCUCCUCGACUACAAGCGCCCAGCCAUCACGUCACCGCUCUGGUACGCUGACCUCGGCCUAUGUGUGUACGGGACGGCGAAGCUAUAUGUGGAUAGCAAGAUGGUGAUUGAUAACGAGACGGCUCAGAGGCAGGGAAGCGUGUUCUAUGGGUGUGGCACGGUGGAAGAAAAGGGCAUCAUCCAGGUGACGAAGGGAGCGAGUUACCAUAUCAAGGUUGUGUUUGCCAGUGCGCCAACCAACAAGCUUGGAGCUGGGGGUGUGGUGAGGUUUGGAGGAGGCGGCAUCAGGAUUGGCGGCUGUCCGAUCAUGGAUCCUAAAAUGGAGAUUGAAAAGGCGAAAAUCAUGGCUGAAAAGGCGGACCAGGUUAUCAUCUGCGCAGGAUUGAAUGCCGACUGGGAAGGAGACGGCGCUGACCGCGCCAAUAUGGAACUCUCUGGCCACAUGAACAAACUUAUAUCGACCGUUGCAGCCGCAAACCCCAACACGGUCGUCGUCAUGCAAGCCGGUACCCCCGUUGAGAUGCCGUGGAUCUCGGAGGUGUCGGCCCUCGUGCACGCGUGGUACGGCGGCAACGAAACCGGCAACGCCAUCGCCGACGUGCUCUUCGGACAAGUUAACCCCAGCGGCAAGCUGCCUCUCUCGUUCCCCAUCCGCAACGAGGAUAACCCUGCCUUUUUGAACUACAGGUCUGAGCGUGGCAGGACUCUGUAUGGUGAGGACGUGUACAUCGGCUACCGAUACUACGAGAUGACCAAGAGGGACGUGCUGUUCCCCUUCGGCCAUGGCCUUUCGUACACGACCUUUUCGCUCAGCAAUCUCAAGGUCGCACAGGAGGAUCAAGCGGUGGUGGUGAGUUUAAAGGUGAAGAAUACGGGCAGGGUUGCGGGAGCAGAGGUGGUGCAAGUCUACGUGGCGCAAAAGGCACCUUUAAUCCGGCGGCCCAAGAAGGAGUUAAAGGGCUUCACAAAGAUAUAUCUCGAGGCCGGAGAGGACAGAGUUGUAAGUGUUGAGUUGGUAACUAGAGAAGCGGCGUGCCUCUGGGAUGAAGCGCGGGCAUCUUGGGUGGUUGAGAAGGACACUUACGAGGUUAUUGUGGGAAAUAGCAGUGCGGGGGGCGAGGGGACUUUGAGGGGUAGCUUUGAUGUGAAAGAGAGUUUUUGGUGGAACGGGCUGUAG